AUGGAUGUUCGUUCCAAGACUGGUGACACUACUGCUAGUGUCUUGCAUGACCGCGGGAAGCCGCCUGACCCGCUGAACAGUUUUGCUAAUAAACCGACCGACCUAGAUGGAUCUGAUUACAUGAAUGAACCGGUGGGUGAGGAGAUGCCUACACCGGGUACAGCACCAAUUCGUGGGAUCGGGUUACGAGUUACUAACAUUGAAGGCAACCCUCUACUUCCGAGAAGAGGUAUGUUUUCUACGUCAAAUGCUUCGGUUUUGGAUGGGUUGAUGAGUAUUUCCAAACCUGUGGAAAACCCCUACACUGGUGAAUCUUCAUCGAUGGCUAAUAAGGAUAAUGGGGUUGCUGCUAAGCCUUUGUCUUACGCUGAGUCGGUAAGUGCUAAUAAUGUGAAGAAAGUAAACUUUCGGUCGCUUGCUAGUUCCGUUAAUCAGGAGGGUUGUGAUGUUGUGUUGCCAAGGGAAUCUGUCCGUUCGGUGCAGGAUAAGAUGGCUAAUACUCUUUACGGGUAUUUUUUGGGUGAUCGUGUGGCUUUCCCGGUGGUUGAUUAUUUUGUGCGUGUGCAAUGGAAGAAGUAUGGCUUGCAGAAAACUAUGAUGAAUGCUAACGGAUUUUUCUUUUUUAAGUUUAAAGAUGAGAUUGGUAUGGAGAAUGUUAUGAAGGAUGGGCCAUGGAUUGUUCGCUCUCAGCCAUUGUUUCUUAACAACUGGACCCCAACUACGAAACUAGAGAAGAAGGAGGUAAAGAAGGUGCAGUUAUGGGUUAAAAUUCAUGAGGUGCCGAUUGCGGCCUACACGGAAGAUGGUCUGAGUCUGAUCGCUACAACUAUUGGGGAACCAAAGAUGCUAGAUUCGUUUACUACGUCGAUGUGCUUGGACUCAUGGGGCAGGAGUAGUUACGCUAGAGCCCUAAUAGAAAUUUCAGCCGAUAAGGAGUUUCGGGAGGAAAUAACUAUGGCAAUUCCGGAAUCUGAAGGGGAGGGGUUUGUGAAAGAGACGAUGUAUGUGGAGUAUGAAUGGAGUCCGCACCGAUGUCCCACUUGCUGUGUGUUCGGCCACAAUCUGGAUUCUUGUCCUAAACAACCUACGAAACCUUUCAAGCUGAUGCAUGAGGAGCUGAAUCGGAAUGGUCAAAAAAAUCGUUCAACUAAGAAGACGCAGGUUGUGGAUAAGGAUGGGUACACAGAGGUUCAUGCUAAGAAAAUUGCUAAAAAAGUCGGAGUUCCGGUCAAUAAGCAAAAACCUAGAUUUGAAUAUCGUCCUAUAGGGCCGAAACCUAAAGGAGACAGUAACAAGGCUUCGAGUUCUAAGAGUAAUAGAUCAAAUAACCCAUUUGAUAUUCUUAAUGAAGAGGAGGCUGAUUUGGAUGACUCCCGCAAGGAGUCUACGAAUUCGGGUAGGGGCAAUGACGACUCUGAUGACGAUGUAGAGGAGGCAUACACUGAAAUGGAUGAAUUCAUGACAGAUGGCACUCUUAAGAGUAAACCUAAAGGGGCAAGCACUCCUUCUCCAAUAGUUAAUAAUGAGUCUCAUGUGGAUGUGAGUAAUUUGAGUAAAGUUUGUAAUUCCGUCUUUCGCUCGUGGGAUUGGACUUCUAAUGGAGGAUGUUGUGAGAAAGGCACUAGAAUCAUUAUUGGUUGGAACCCGGCUAUCUUUGAUGUGAUGAUUUUGUCGCAGUCUCCUCAGGUCAUGCAUAUUCAGCUUGUUUUUAAAAUUGAUAAAAGAAUGGUGUUUUGCUCUUUCGUGUAUGCUGAUAACUAUUAUGUCUCACGUAAACAAUUAUGGCAUAAUUUAUCGGUGCACAAGACCAUGGUGGGGAACAAACCUUGGUGUCUCAUGGGUGAUUUUAACACGGCUCUGAAUCUUGAAGACAAUUCUAUGGGAUCAUCGAUUGUUUCUAUUGGCAUGCGUGAUUUUCAAGAGUGUGUAGAUGAGAUUGAGGUCGUUGAUAUUAAUCGUACGGGGAUGCAUUUUACUUGGAGCCAAAAGCCAAAGAAUGGGCCUUACAGAUUAUCCGAUCAUUGUCCGUGUAUCUUAUCUUUUCCGGGUGCGGGUAUGGUGAAGCCAAGGCCGUUCAAGUUUGCUAACUUUUUGGUCUUCAAGCCGGAAUUUUUGGAUAUUGUUAAAAGUGUGUGGGAUACCAGUGUCAGCGGUGUGCACCAGUUCCGGGUGGUCAAAAAACUUCGGAUGCUUAAACACCCGCUUCGUUCUUUAUUGUUUAAACAAGGAAAUCUUCACAAAAAAGUGGAAACUCUUCGUUUGAAGCUAGAUGAGAUUCAGCAAAGUAUUGACCGAGAUCCGAACAAUGUCGAGCUUCAGGUGGCUGAAAGGGAGGCUGGCCGUGAUUUAUUAGAAGCUUCGCUGGACGAGGAACGGUUUCUAAAACAAAAGUCUAAGGUAGAUUGGUUAAGGGCUGGUGAUUCGAAUUCGGCUUUCUUCCAUUCUUCUUUAAAAAUCCGGAAUCAUUUCAGCCGAAUAGAUGUGAUUAAAGACCCGGAUGGUAACAUUUUUGAAGGCGAUGUGGUUUUUCAACCUUUUGUUAAUCAUUAUCAGAAGUUUUUUGGUUCUCAAGGGGAUAUUUCGCUCAAUCCGGCCCCAGAUUUGUUCUCUAAAAUCAUUGAUCCUCAAAAGGCGUCCCAUAUGAUUCGACCCAUAACUGUAGAAGAGGUUAAAAAAGCGAUGUUUUCUAUCGGCAUUGACAAAGCCCCGGGUCCGGAUGGCUAUUCAGCGGCUUUCUUCAAAAGUGCUUGGCCUAUUAUAGGUAAUGAGGUGACUUGUGCCAUUCUGGAUUUUUUUGAAACAGGUAACCUUCUUCAGGAAUUGAAUCACACGACCAUUGUUCUUAUCCCGAAGGUGCCUACUCCUGCAAGGGUUGUUGACUAUCGCCCUAUUGCUUGUUGCAACGUUUUAUACAAGUGUAUAAGCAAGAUCGUGGCCGAUAGAAUUAAAGUUGUGCUAAAUGACAUUGUUAGCAUCAAUCAGUCGGCUUUUGUUACAGGAAGGAGAAUAUCUGAUAAUAUUAUGCUCACGCAAGAAUUGAUGCAUAAUUACCAUAGAAAUACGGGUCCUCCUCGGUGUGCAUUCAAAGUUGAUAUUCAGAAAGCGUACGACACUGUUGAUUGGAGAUUUCUUAAGAGUGUGUUGCUUGGCUUUGGUUUUCACGUGAAUAUGGUGAAUUGGAUCAUGACUCUGGUCUCUACGGAUUCGUUUUCUGUUUGUGUUAAUGGGUCGGUUCAUGGGUUCUUUAAAGGAAGCCGCGGGUUAAGACAGGGAGACCCGAUAUCCCCUUACCUUUUCACUCUAGUCAUGGAAGUCUUAACGGCCAUCCUUUUACAUGCGGUUCGUAUAGACUCAUCGUUUAAAUUCCAUAAUAAAUGCGAAAAACAGCAAAUCAUAAACCUUUGUUUUGCGGAUGACUUGUUCAUUUUUGCUAGAGGAGAAGUCAAUUCGGCAAGCCAUGUCAAGGAUGCUAUUCUGAAUAUUAUGCCUUUUGUGGAAGGAAAAUUGCCUGUCAGGUAUUUGGGUGUGCCUCUUAUUUCUUCUAGACUUGGGUAUAAGGAUUGUCGAGUUUUGAUUGAAAGACUAGAGAAGCGAAUCACAAACUGGAGAAACAAAUUGCUCUCGUUUGCUGGUAGACUUCAACUUAUUAUUUCUGUCCUCUCUUCCAUGCAUAUCUAUUGGGCGUCCGUGUUUAUCUUGCCGGCUAGGGUAAUUCAGGAGCUAGAAGCCAGAAUGCGGAAUUUCCUUUGGUCUCAAGAAAGUUCGUUUAAUAAAGGGAAAUCUAAGGUUUCUUGGAAAACGGUUUGUACUCCAAAAUAUGAAGGGGGCUUGGGCAUUAGACGAAUUGGAGAUAUGAAUAAGGCUCUUAUGGCUUCUCACAUCUGGAGUAUCGUGUCUAAGCGAGCUUUGCUAUGGGUUGAGUGGGUUCAUAGCUACCACUUAAAAGGAAGGAGUUUUUGGGUUUGCAAAACUCCUGCAAAUUGCUGCUGGUCUUGGAGGAAAUUGAUUCAGCUUCGCCCUCUAAUCAGAAAGCAUAUUUGGUCGGUUGUUGGAAAUGGGACUAGCACGUCGGCCUGGUACGAUUUUUGGUGUGAUCCGGGUCCGUUAAGUGAUUUUCUUACGCCAAGAACCAUUACGGAUGCGGAUUUUAAGUUAGAUGAUUCAGUGGCUAAUGUCUAUUCGUCUGAUUCUUGGCGAUGGCCUACGGAUUGGAGAGAUUUGUUUCCCGUGCUCAUUCAGCUUGACCAGAUGCAAUUAAUUCCAACAAAGCAGGAUAGGCUUUUAUGGAAGGAUGGUACGAACCUAGCCGAAUUCUCCUCAUCCAACGUUUGGCAUUCGGUUAGGUAUAAGGAGCCGGAAGUUAACUGGUGUAAUAUUGUUUGGUUCUCGCAAUGUAUUCCGCGGCAUGCCUUUAUGUUGUGGUUGGUCAUGAAAGGUAAGCUUUUAACUCAAGACAAAAUUCUGAAGUGGGAUAUUUCAAGACGAAAAAAUAUGAAUAUGAUGUGCUGCCUUUUGUGCUAUGAGAAUUUUGAUUCUCAUCCUCACUUAUUCUUUGAAUGUAAGUUUUCGUCUCAAGUUUGGCAUAAAGUGAGGCACAAGGUGGGUAUGUCUUCGGUUAACCCGAAGUGGAGGGAUAUUGUAGAUUGGCUUCUUGCUCGUGCUAGAUCAAAGUCGGUUGAGGUCUAUGUUGCUAAGCUUGUAGUGGCGGCUGGUUCUUACUUCAUAUGGCAAGAGAGGAACAAUCGUCUAUUCAAAAAUCAGCUGAGACCUCCGGAAAUGGUUAGUGAAGUUAUUUUGAAGACGGUUAGAUACAAACUUUUGGGAGCAAAGCUAAAGAAUACUGUGAAGGUGCGAAAGCUUCUAGAAGCUUGGGAUAUUCGUGGGGACACUGAAGACGAUGGUGGCGGCUAA
This is a messenger RNA of Helianthus annuus (common sunflower), 4911 nucleotides long. RefSeq lists its product as uncharacterized. The record is from RefSeq and is a predicted model, not a curated record. NCBI's taxonomy places the organism in Eukaryota, Viridiplantae, Streptophyta, Magnoliopsida, Asterales, Asteraceae. The transcript has 4 exons. Bases 1 to 4911 code for a protein of 1636 amino acids.